AUGGAAUAUGCAGGAAUUCGUCGUUCAUGUGACAAUGUAGUAGUAGAAGAAGAAGAUUAUAUAGACAUGGAAGUAAGUUCAAAUUCAAACAUAUUUUCCCACUUCAAAAACUCUCCUUCUCAAACUCGAGAAUUCGAAUUCCAAAUGUUUCCAAAUUCUAUUGAUAAAGACACAACAACUUCACCAGCUGAUGAACUAUUCCAUAAUGGAAAACUUCUCCCACUUCACCUCCCUUUUGGUACAACACAAAUGGUAGAGAAAUUACUUCAAAAUCCAAAUAAAAUACCUGUUCAUGGAACUAGAAAACACGAUGUUUUUGAUGAGUCUUUUAGUACCCCUUUAUUCACAACUACUACUAAUACUCCUACGAGUAAUAACACUCCGUUUGAAUCAUGUAAUAUCUCUCCCGUUGAGUCUUGUCAAGUUAGCAGGGAACUCAAUCUGGAUGAAUAUAUGUUCGAGUAUAACGUAAACAACCUAUUUCCAGUAGACGACGAAAAUAGAAAAAGCUCAUGGACAAGGAAACUCAAGCAAAUAAAGAAUUCUUCGUUAGGUUCUAAGCUUAAGUCUUCACGAACUUACCUCAAAUCUUUCUUUUCUAAAUCUGGUUGCUCGAACGAGUACUCUGCAGCUGCUUCAAGAAACAUCGAAAAAGGGCCUUUUCCAAUAGUUAAAGAAGCUAAGAAAGAGCCAUUUGGGCAAAUUCAUAGAGGUAGUGCAAAUUCAAAAGGGGUAAAAAAAGAAAAUGAUCAUGAUCAAGAUAUUAGAGGUCGACAUAGAAGGUCAUUCUCAGGAGCUAUUAAGAGAUUUUCGACAGCUAAAUCAUCUUCGUCUUCAUUUUCAUCGUCUACUUCUGGUUCCUUGUCAGCUUCAAGCUCGAAUAAUUCGAAUGAAUUUCAAGAAAUGCACUUUUUCAAGAGAAGCACUAAUUCAUAUUCAGAUAUAGAGAAUUCAAUUCAAGCAGCAAUUGCUCAUUGCAAAAAUUCUCAGCAUUCAAGAAAGACAAUAAGUGACAUUGGAGUUUGUUCAUUGUCAGCCUCUAAAGUGAUCAUUGAAGAACAAGAAAGACCUGGACUCUGCAGGGGAUAA
Molecule: messenger RNA, 1089 nt
Organism: Solanum dulcamara
Lineage: Eukaryota; Viridiplantae; Streptophyta; Magnoliopsida; Solanales; Solanaceae
Product: probable membrane-associated kinase regulator 4
Exons: 1
Coding region: 1-1089 (362 amino acids)
Cellular component (GO): plasma membrane
Molecular function (GO): kinase inhibitor activity
Source: RefSeq, a predicted model, not a curated record